Molecule: messenger RNA, 1854 nt
Organism: Salvelinus fontinalis (brook trout)
Lineage: Eukaryota; Metazoa; Chordata; Actinopteri; Salmoniformes; Salmonidae
Product: gastrula zinc finger protein xLCGF3.1-like
Exons: 1
Coding region: 165-1010 (281 amino acids)
Biological process (GO): regulation of transcription by RNA polymerase II
Molecular function (GO): DNA-binding transcription factor activity; RNA polymerase II cis-regulatory region sequence-specific DNA binding
Source: RefSeq, a predicted model, not a curated record
GAACGCCGAACGCCGUCCUCAAGUCAGAGACAGAUACCGAGACUUUAACUGUAACACACAGGCUCUUACACACAGGAUCUGACCACAGAUCAGAACCAGAGAGACUGGGCUGUCCUCCUGCUUCCGGCUCAGAGUACCUACCGGUAUUUCACCAGAGCCAGAGGAUGGGUCAUUCCCAUGGAGAUGUAGACGGCGACGCGUUAGACACUGGCGUUGAUGACCUGUCUGGUUCUUACACUACAGAGAUGGACCCUGGCAACAUGCCCUUGGGUUUAGAAGCACAGACUGAUCUGUCUAGAGGGGAAUGGAACCGGUACAGUAGUAGUGAAUACUCUGAAGGGUGUCUAGAUAAGAAAGGUGAGGGUUUAGUCGUAGAUGAAGUGACUGUAAAAUUGGAGGGCAACGUACCUCCCACAUGGAAUGGUCACCUAGUAGACGGACACUCGCAGGCCAGAGAUUUCUUAGACUACAGGGAAAGCUUAGAGACAAAUCAAAAUGUUGCCACCCACUCCCUUUUACACGCGUUCAGGGAUCGCGACCCAGUGUCCACGUCGAUGGCACCUUCCGAUUCACACAGCCACAUCCUUUUCGAUCAGGUAUUGAACUCAAACGACAGGGCCACAGCCCAGGCUCAGGGAGGGGGUGCCACAUCAGACAAUAGUAAAGAGAAACGGUUCCUCUGCAUGUUCUGUAACAAAGGCUUCAGCUGCCCCCAGAAGGUGGAGAUCCACAAGAGGGUCCACACUGGGGAGAAACCCUUCAGCUGUACCCAGUGUCACAUGCGCUUCGCACAGGCUGGUGACCUGAAGAGGCACCAGAGGGUCCACUCAGGGGAGAAACCCUACAGCUGCCCCCAGUGUGAGAAGCGGUUCUCCCGUCAGGACCAGCUGAAGAGGCACCAUAUGGUCCACACGCGAGAGAGGCCGUUUGCCUGUACGCACUGCGGGAAGAGGUUCUCAGAGAGGAGCUACCUCAGGAUACACCAGCAGAAAAACCAUUCCACUCAAUAGCUUCUGACAUUUACAUCAAACACUGCAUUAAAGACAAAUGUACAUUUUCACGGUUGUCAGCAGAAAAGAUCCACAGAUAUAUUUGGAAUAACAGAUUUCAGUGUUGAAUAUUCCUGGGUAGAAUAUUGCAUCCAGACAUUGUGUGAUAUAUACACUGCUCAAAAAAAUAAAGGGAACACUUAAACAACACAAUGUAACUCCAAGUCAAUCACACUUCUGUGAAAUAAAACUGUCCACUUAGGAAGCAACACUGAUUGCUCUGGACACUAGUGGCUCACCACACCUGAGCCACUUGUGUGGGUUGUAGACUCCGUCUCAUGCUACCACUAGAGUGAAAGCACCGCCAGCAUUCAAAAGUGACCAAAACAUCAGCCAGGAAGCAUAGGAACUGAGAAGUGGUCUGUGGUCACCACCUGCAGAACCACUCCUUUAUUGGGGGUGUCUUGCUAAUUACCUAUAAUUUUCACCUGUUGUCUAUUCCAUUUGCACAACAGCAUGUGCAUUUUAUUGUCAAUCAGUGUUGCUUCCUAAGUGGACAGUUUGAUUUCACAGAAGUGUGAUUGACUUGGCGUUACAUUGUGUUGUUUAAGUGUUCCCUUUAUUUUUUUUGAGCAGUGUAUAUAAGUCUAAAGUCUGAUACAUAUUGUGUUUGUACUGUGUAGGCUGUAUGAUGUUCACAAAUGUCUAUUUCAUUACUUCUAUUAAACUACAUGUUUUUCCAAUACAUUUUUAAUGAGAAAAUGUAUGCAAGUGAUACAUUUUUUGUUGAGAUGUAUAUAUGUGGUUUUCAUACAUCGUGUAUUUAAAACUUGUUUAUGUUUAAUAAACACAAAAUGGGACUUUU